Molecule: messenger RNA, 1535 nt
Organism: Rubroshorea leprosula
Lineage: Eukaryota; Viridiplantae; Streptophyta; Magnoliopsida; Malvales; Dipterocarpaceae
Source: the annotation of a GenBank genome assembly
GAGAGAAGAAGAAGAAGGGAGAAGAGAGAGAAAGAAAGAAUAAGAAGAAGAAAAAAGAAGGAUGAGGAGGGAGGAGGAAAGGAGGAAGAAGAUGAAGUUUGAGGUAGAACCCAGAUCUGGUUUGUAGAGGUAAAGGAAAAGGAGAGACAAAGUGAAAGAGGAAGAAGAAAUGACGUGAUGAAAAAAAAUUAUUAUUUUAAAAUUAAAUAAAAAUGCCAACUAAUGCCAACUCAUAGCUUAAUUAUGAUUUUUUUUCCAUGUCAUUAGUUAAGCAAAAAAUGAAUUGAUUUGCUGGCAAGAUAACGUGAAACUUGUCAUUUAACUGAAACUUGUAAUUUAACUUACGGAAGGACUAUUUUGUAAAAAGACAAAAUAAAGAGCCUAUACACCGAAUCAGGGCUGAAGGGGCCGGUUAAACGCUGGACAGAUCAUGGCAUCCUCCAAGUUGAAGCUAUUUCCAAGCCCACUUCCUCCGGCGGCAGGAGAAAGAGGUUUACCCAUCAGGCAGCCAACGGCGACGGCUAGAAAGAGAGCCUUUUUAUCUUUUCAGGUUUGCAACCCAUAAUCUCUCCAUUAAAAUCCCUUUUGUUUUGUCUCAAUAGCCACCAAGAUAUGAACUGGGAAGACAAAAAUGUAAAUUAAGAUGAGAUUUUUCUGAAAUUUCCCUUCGGCUGAAGCGUUGUUCUCUUAUUCCCAAGUUUUUUAAUUUUUGUUCCUUUUUUGCUUAUUAGAUUGUGGAAAGAAGAAGUCUUUGGUCAUGAUAAUUGUUAAGUUUUUGUUAGAGUUCAUAAAUGCAUUGUUAUAUUUGGCUACUGCUUUAUUAAUUAGUAAAACCCCUCAUGAAUUUUUAGAUUAUAUAAAGAUAUGGAAAUGCCAACAAUUAUAUUGUAUGUGCCCAUUUUCGGUCUUGGUCUUGUUAAUCAUCACAGCUACAAUGAAAAGUUAAUAACUUUCUGUGCUCCAUAGCUUUUCUUUGAUUGAAUGGAAGUAAAUGUUCUAUGGUCUGUCUUUUCUCAGUAUUUGAAAUUUCAAAGGAACUUGAUUCUUUACCCUUUACUCUCUUUACCAGUUAAAUGGGGAAUAAUUAUAUUAUGGCUACAUUCCCUCAGACUAUAUCUGGUUAUCCUAAGAUCAAAGCGUUUGGGGAAGUUUAUGUGUUGUUCCUUAUCAUGUGUCAAGUAAUAAAAUAGUGGCUUAGUAUAUGUUAGCAUUGUAAUUAGUCCUACUAGUUUAAGAAUCUCUCCAUCUCUCCAUCUUUUAUAGCAUUGCCCAUUGCAACUGGACGUUUUCUGUCCCAUGUGAAAUUGAACUAAUGUGGUUUUGAAAAGUUAUUUGAUUACAUAUCAUGUCUUUGGAGCUUUACAAUAUGAGUUAAGUUGCCAGCUAUAUAUUAUAGAACAUGCAAUUAAUUAGGGUCUCUGAUCAUGACAAGGCUGAUGGUUCUGUACUUUUGGUACCGAGCAGAUGAUACACGUUACUCCAAAUCUGCAUCUCAUAUUGAAGGCCAUAUGAUAUAAUAAUUCAAUGUUUUCAUU